GGCCUUCAGACCACCCUCAUGAAGUCUGUUUCUGAUUGUUUGGACAGAGACAUUCACACCAGUGGCCUGCUGGAGGUCAUUUUGUAGGGCUCUGGCAGUGUUCAUCCUGUUCCUCCUUGCACAAUGGGUUAAGGACCUUCUGAUGAGUUAAGGACCUUCUACGGCCCUGUCCAGGUAGAGUAACUGCCUGUCUCCUGGAAUCUCCUCCAUGCUCUUGAGACUGUCCUGGGAGACACAGCAAACCUUCUGGCAAUGGCACGUAUUGAUGUGCCAUCCUGGAGGAGUUGGACUGCCUGUGCAACCUCUGUAGGGUCCAGGUAUCGCCUCAUGCUACCAGUAGUGACACUGACCCUAGCCAAAUGCAAAACUAGUGAAAAACAGUCAUGUCAAAAGAUGAGUAAGGUGCAAAAUAUCAGUAGCCUCCACCUGUAAAAUCAUUCCUGUUUUGGGGGUCGUCUCAUUGUUGCCCAUCUAGUGCACGUGUUGUUAAUUUCAUUAACACCAAAGCAGCUGAAACUGAUUAACAACCCCCUCUGCUACUUAACUGACCAGAUCAAUAUCCAAGGAGUUUAACUGACUUGAUGCUAUACUCUGAUUAAAAAGUGUUCCUUUAAUUUUUUUAGCAGUGUAUUAGGUAAAACCACCACAUCCGUACUGCCAAAGAGAAGAUUACAUAUCUCUCCGUUAGGAUUCUGUAAGUUUGUAAGUUAGUUAUGCAGGGAAGAAAGAAAGAAAAAAGGCACUAAACUGUACCUUUAUUCAUGGCUGGGGAGGUACACGAAUGUAUUUUUACCUUUAAUAUGUAUUUUCACCUGAGAUUUAAGGUACAUAAGUGAACCGUAAUUAAAGCAGUAAAUGUACACAUGCACCUUUGUAGGUAAAAGGUACCAUAGCGACAAGGAAAUGUACAGCUUAGUACCGUGUUCUGCUGAGAGUGCGUGAUCAGCUUUAUUUGUCCUCUGAUUGUGGAUUUCCUGUGGUGGGGAAGAGAAAGGGGUCUCUGUGUGUGUGUGUGUGUGUGUGUGUGUGUGUGGGUGUGUGUGGGUGGGUGGUGAGUGAGCACAUCGGAGCGGGAAGGCUGAAGUGUACGGGAACAGGGUCCUGGCGCAAUGUGUCCUGCCUUCCGCUCUCCACCUCCGCGAACGCGCCCGUUUCAAAUAAUGUGAAAGUGAAAGAGGCUGCACUCAGCAGCUCGGUAUAAAAUACAGCAAGACAGAGAGCCUUGUCAGGCCGGUAGCCUUCCCCUGGGUGACAUCAGUUUAAACCCACUCUCCUUCUUAGAAAGUAAAGCACAUGCCUCGUAUUUAAAGAGCUCAAGAGACUGGAGCUUCACUUAUCUUCACUGGAUUGAGGAACAUGGAGGCAGCGUUUAAACAGCUUCGUUUGUAAACAGCAGCGAGAGACAAAAACACUUCUUUCGAGAUGCCAUUUGCUCUCAUGGAAAAGGUAGAGGAAGAAACAAGCUCUUUCUCUGGAAGUGACUCUCAGAGUCCACAGAACUGGGGCAGAGAUCAGUCAGAAGAGAGGGUCUGUCAGCGUCGACAGCGGAACAGAGAUGCAGCUCGUAAAAGUCGCAAAAAGCAGACAGAGAGGGCAGAUGUCCUCCAUGAGGAACUGCAGACUCUGGAACGGUCCAACUCCGCUUUAAAGAAAGAGAUUUCUGAACUGGAGAAAGAACUGCAGCACUACACUACAGCCUUAAAAGAACAUGAACCCCAGUGUACACUAUCAUGUUGGUCUGGACCUCCCAUACCAGACAUGUCUACCUCAGACUUCCCCCAAACCUUUAACCCAAACCCUGGUGAGGAGUCUAUUUUUCCAACGCACGAUCCAACCACCCCGGACGUCUCUCUUGCUGACCUCCUGGACAGGACUGACUGGAUGCCAUGGGAUUCAGACAUAAGAUUGCCACCAUUUUGAAAAGAGAUUGUGGAUGUUAAAGCUGAAAACCAAAAAAUGUAGCUGGGCUGAACUUACUUCCACCUACCACUUCUGUCUGGUUUUAACAUGUUCUAGUAGGUGGUGGUCUUUAGAAGUCUGUGAGAUUUAACAUUGUACUAAGCUUUAUUAUUAAAAUUCAGAUUUAUUUUUGUAUAUGACAAAUAUAACCUACAAUUCAGUGUAGAAUGUAAUGACAUAAAUGAAAAAUGAAAACCGAUGUGAUUAUUUCAGUUGUCCACAAACCACUUGCUGCUCAUCUGUAUGAUAAAUAAAAAGGAACAUUAAUAUAAAAUGUAUAUAUGUAACCAGAAUGUAAAUAGAUUCAAUAUUAAAUCACUAAAUGUAGCCUGGUUGUUGCAUCUGUAUUUAUAAAUAAUAUAUUGGAAAUAUAUACAGUUUGAUUGA
This is a messenger RNA of Pangasianodon hypophthalmus (striped catfish), 2346 nucleotides long. RefSeq names its product basic leucine zipper ATF-like transcription factor 2 (gene batf2). Gene Ontology annotation, molecular function: RNA polymerase II cis-regulatory region sequence-specific DNA binding; DNA-binding transcription factor activity, RNA polymerase II-specific. Bases 1423 to 1920 code for a protein of 165 amino acids. The transcript has 3 exons. NCBI's taxonomy places the organism in Eukaryota, Metazoa, Chordata, Actinopteri, Siluriformes, Pangasiidae. The record is from RefSeq and is a predicted model, not a curated record. Gene Ontology annotation, biological process: regulation of transcription by RNA polymerase II. Gene Ontology annotation, cellular component: nucleus.